Messenger RNA from Rana temporaria (common frog), 4287 nucleotides. RefSeq names its product WD repeat domain 19 (gene WDR19). Bases 102 to 4139 code for a protein of 1345 amino acids. Gene Ontology annotation, molecular function: protein binding. NCBI's taxonomy places the organism in Eukaryota, Metazoa, Chordata, Amphibia, Anura, Ranidae. Gene Ontology annotation, cellular component: cilium; intraciliary transport particle A. The record is from RefSeq and is a predicted model, not a curated record. The transcript is spliced from 37 exons. Gene Ontology annotation, biological process: intraciliary retrograde transport; cilium assembly.
AGAGGUUACUAUGGGAAUGUAUUGACGCUCCCUACCUCGCCGUCCGCGGUUGCCCUGGGUACACGCAUGCGCGCUGCGGUACUGAAGGGGCUUGUUGCAGAAUGAAGCGGGUAUUUUGUUUGACUGAAAAGGGCUUGCUUGGACAUUCCAUUCAAUAUGUCUGGCAGAAGACCUUAGGAAAUUACAUUGUGGUUACAGGAGCGGAUCAUACAGUGAAAAUCUAUGAUCGACAUGGCCAAAAGAAAGAUGAAAUCCACUUACCUGGCUCAUGUGUGUCCAUGGACUGGGACAAAGAUGGAAAUGCCUUGGCUGUUGUUGCUGAUAAGUCUAGUUCCAUAUACAUGUGGGAUCCUAAUACACGUAAAACCAGCCAGUUAGACAGUGGCAUGAGAGAUCAGAUGGCUUACCUCCUGUGGUCCAAGGCUGGCUCCUUGCUAGCUGUCGGGACAUCCAAAGGGAAUCUACUGAUUUAUAACCUGCAGACGUCUCGGAAGGUACCUGUGCUCGGUAAACACACUAAACGCAUCACCUGUGGGUGCUGGAGCUCUCAGAAUUUACUUGCACUGGGUGGGGAAGAUAAAAUGAUCACCAUCAGCAACCAGGAAGGAGACACAAUCAGACAGACCUCGGUGAGAAUGGAGCCAAGCGACAUCCAGUUCUCUGUUAUGAAGACAGAUGAAAGAUCAUCACAAGGCGAGAGCACAGUAAGCGUUGUUGUUGGAAAGAAAACCUUGUUCCUCUUCAAUCUGAAUGAUCCAGACAAUCCUAUAGAACUGGCCUUUCAGCAACGCUAUGGGGCCAUUGUGGCCCACAAAUGGUAUGGUGAUGGCUACAUCAUGAUUGGCUUCUCCCUUGGCUUCUUUGUGGUGAUUUCCACACAUAUGAGUGAGAUUGGUCAAGAGCUGUUCCAGGCAAGCAACCACAAAGAUAGUCUAACCAGUAUCGCCAUUUCACAGUCAUUGAACAAAGCUGCAUCUUGUGGCGACAACAAUAUUAAAAUCCAUGACUUGAGUGAGCUAAAAGAAAUGUAUGCGAUCAUCACACUGGAUGAUGAAACUAAAGGUUUAGAUAGACUUUCCUGGACAGACGAUGGACAAUUGUUGGCGAUAUCCACUCAGCGAGGGUCACUCAGUGUCUUCUUAACCAAACUUCCUAUCUUGGGCGAUACGAGUGGCACCAAGAUUGCCUAUCUCACAUCCCUGCUGGAGGUCACUGUGUGCAAUCUGGUAGAAGGGGAGCUGCCGAUCACAGUUUCUGUUGAGGUGGAGCCUAACUUUGUUGCUGUGGGUUCCUACCAUGUUGCUGUAGGAAUGAACAACCGGGCCUGGUUCUAUGCUCUGACCGAGAAUGGUGUAGAGAAGCUGAAGGACAUGGAAUACCUGGGGACUGUUGCAAGCAUGAGCCUAAAUUCUGAUUAUGCUGCUGCUUUGUUUGAGGGCAAAGUGCAACUUCAUAUGAUUGAAGGUGAAUCACUCGAAGCUCAGGAGGAGCGGGAGACUCGUCUGUUCCCAUCUGCUGAUGAGAAGUAUCGAAUACUGUGCCAUUCAUUGACUGGAGAUUUCCUUAUUUACGGAACUAAUACUGGCCUUGUGAAGUACUUUUACAUUGAAGACUGGCAAUACGUUAAUGAAUACCGGCACCCAGUCAGCAUAAGAAAGAUCUUUCCUGAUGCAUCUGGAACAAGAUUAGUUUUAAUCGACGAGAAGAGUGAAGGAUUUGUGUAUUGCCCGCAAAAUGAUAAUCUGUAUGAGAUUCCAAACUUUUCCCCAACUAUCAAAGGCAUACUUUGGGAAAAUUGGGCAAUGGAUAAAGGGGUCUUCUGUGCCUUUGAUGAUGACAAGGUGUUUACAUACGUUUUUCACAAGGACACCAUACAAGGUUCCAAAGUUAUUCUGGCAGGAGGGACCAAGCUGCCUUAUGCUCAUAAACCCAUUCUCUUACACAAUGGAGAGCUGACCUGUCAGACUCAGAGCGGGAUGCUAAACAAUAUCUAUUUAAGUACACACAAUUUCCUGAGCAGUAUAAAGGAUGCAGAUGCCAAGGAGCUGACAAAGAUGCUAACACAGACUUUAAUGUUGAGAAGGUUUUCAGAUUCCUGGGAUGUCUGCAGUUCAGUGAAUGCAGAGGAGAGCUGGAAUGAGCUUGCCCGGGCAUGUCUGCACCACAUGGAGUUGGAAUUUGCAAUACGUGUGUAUAGGAAGAUUGGAAAUGUGGGCAUGGUGAUGUCACUAGAACAGAUCAAGGGGAUAGAGGAUCACAAUCUCGUGGCUGGUCAUCUUGCCAUGUUCACUAAUGACUUUAACUUGGCACAGGACCUGUACCUAGCUUCCAGCAGUCCUAUAUGUGCGCUUGAAGUAAGACGAGACUUGCAGCAUUGGGAUAGCGCCUUACAACUUGCAAAACGCUUGGCUCCCAACCAGAUACCAUUUAUAUCAAAGGAAUACGCCAUACAGCUGGAAUUCACGGGUGACUAUGUCAAUGCACUUGCACAUUAUGAGAAAGGAAUGACUGGAGACAGCAAGUUUCAAGAACAUGAUGAAACAUGCCUUGCUGGAGUGGCUCGUAUGUCAAUCCGAAUGGGAGACAUCCGACGUGGAGUCAACCAGGCUAUCAAACACCCCAGCAGGUUGCUGAAGAAAGAUUGUGGAGCCAUUCUGGAAAGUAUGAAGCAAUUUUCAGAAGCAGCCCAGCUGUAUGAGAAGGGCCAAUACUAUGACAAAGCAGCAUCUGUGUACAUCCGAUGUAAAAACUGGGCAAAAGUUGGAGAGCUUCUUCCUAAUGUCACUUCACCCAAGAUCCAUUUACAGUACGCAAAAGCCAAGGAAGCUGACGGCAAGUACAAAGAUGCCGCUUUAGCUUAUGAGAAUGCCAAGGACUGGGAUAAUGUCAUUCGCAUCUACCUGGACCACCUAAACAAUCCUGAAAAGGCUGUUACCAUUGUGAAAGAGACGCAAUCACUGGAGGGAGCCAAGAUGGUAGCCAGGUUCUUUCUCCGUCUUGGAGAUUAUGGAUCAGCAAUCCAGUUCCUCGUUCUGUCCAAAUGUAACAAUGAAGCGUUCCAGCUUGCCCAGCAACACAACCAGAUGGAGAUCUAUGCCGAUGUUAUAGGAUCUGAGAACACCAGUAAUGAAGAUUAUCAGAGUAUUGCCCUGUACUUUGAGGGGGAAAAGAAACACUUUCAAGCUGGGAAGUUCUUCUUACUAUGUGGUCAGCAUGCAAGGGCACUAAAACAUUUCCUAAAAUGCUCAUCUGCAGAUGAGAACACAGCGAUAGAAAUGGCGAUCAAGACGGUUGGAGAGGCCAAAGAUGAGCUUCUGACCAAUCAGCUGAUAGACUAUCUGAUGGGGGAGAGUGAUGGUAUGCCUAAGGAUGCACAGUACUUGUUCCGCUUGUACAUGGCACUAAAUCAGUACAGAGAGGCGGCCCGCACUGCAAUCAUUAUCGCAAGGGAGGAACAGUCUGCAGGUAACUACCGGACUGCACAUGACGUUCUCUUUAGCAUGUAUAUGGAACUGAAAACACAGAAAAUUAAGAUCCCAGCAGAAAUGGCUACAAAUUUAAUGAUUCUUCAUAGCUACAUCCUGGUUAAGAUCCAUGUAAAACGUCAAGACCAUAUGAAGGGCGCCCGAAUGCUGAUACGUGUGGCUAACAACAUUAGUAAAUUUCCUUCCCACAUAGUGCCGAUCUUGACAUCUACAGUGAUUGAGUGCCAUAGAGCUGGUCUGAAGAACUCUGCCUUCAGUUUUGCUGCUAUGUUGAUGCGACCGGAGUAUCGCAACAAGAUAGAUGUCAAGUACAAGAAAAAGAUUGAGGCGAUGGUCAGGCGUCCCGACACCUCUGAGGUGGAAGAAGAAAGCACCGCUUGUCCCUUUUGUGACUUCAAACUCCCAGAGUGUGACCUGCUCUGCCCUGGCUGCAAGAAUAACCUGCCAUACUGUAUAGUCACUGGCCGACACAUGGUGAAAGAUGACUGGUGUAUCUGCCCCCAUUGUGAAUUUCCAGCCCUUUAUUCAGAGUUUAAAAAAUUAAUGGAAUCAGAAAGUAUCUGUCCCAUGUGUUCAGAAAGAGUAACAGACGAUCAGCUAAAGAAGGUGCCUGACUGCUCUGUGUACCUCAAACAGGACCAGGAUGAUCAGUAACACAUGAAUAAUGCCUGGCAGCUGUUUGGCUUCUGAUGGAAUUUGUGUGGGUAAAUGUUAACUUGUUGCACCUUUUGUAUAAAACUUUAACAUUUUGUAUAUAUUUCUUACAGUGAUAUGGCAUUUAUUUUAAAUAAAGAUUUCUAAA